UACUUUACCUAGAGUUUAAAACUCUUUAAUUUGCUAUUUUCAGCUUAUAUUUUGACGGACUUGUUAAUUGAAGUUAAGAAAAGCUGAAAACGCUGUCUAAACAAAUAAGUUUCCCAACUGCUGAGUUUGAAGCAAGCGAGCAGCUGUCGAAAGAAGUUUAAGCUAAAUUCUAGUCGACAUUGUUUUGACAUGCGAGCAAAUUUCUAGUUAAGCAAGAUGGAUUCGGCACGUGCGUUUAGGAAAUAUUUAUCAGCUCGCAUUCGAGCGGAGCGCAUGGAAUUGUUGCCCACAACGCAACGCCACCCGCCGCUGCAGCGCUACAACCACAGUUACAGUCGACUGCCCGCUGGAGGGCGCUUGAGUGAAAGCUUCCAUCUCAAUUUGAACCGCUUCGUUGGAAGGAAAAGCAGCUGCCAAUCCCAGAAGACGCCGCCCAAAUCUGAUGUCUUGGAGCCACAGCCACAGACAAAGUCAAAGAAAGUCAAGUCCAAGUGCAGAUUGAAGUUUAAGAAUCCCGUGCUCGUGGUGCGCUCUCGUCCACGACUCGAGUGCAGCAGCAGCAGCGAGGGAGCGAGCAUCAAAGUGCGCUUCUCCAAGUCGCCUCUGCGGCCAGGCAAUCUAAGAGAGCAGCCACCCUUAAGCUGUGUCACGGACCAGAAACAAAGCUGCCCUAUAAUUGAGCCAAAGAGUAGCCCUUGCCCUAUAAUUGAAACUAAGAGUAGCCCGUGCCCUGUAAUUGAGCCAAAGAGUAGCCCCAGCCCUAUAAUUGAGCAUAAGAGUAGCAGCGUUACUAAAGAGCGACACAUUUCUUUUACCGAAGCAGAGCAACCGCCUUGCGACACGCAUAUCACCCAGCAGCUGAUGUCACUAAUGCAAAAGCUAGAGGAUCAACUGGCCAGCGAGAAGAAGCAAAAAGAGGAGCUGAAUGCCAUCAAUAGUCAGCUUAAGCAACUCACUGGAACAGUGACUAAUCUCAACGAUAAGUGCAAUCAGUUCGAGACAGAGAAGAGUAAAUUGAAGCUUGAACAACCUUGCUUGGGCAACCAAGGAUGUGAAGAGAAACUCUGCCAUAAGCCGUCGAGCAUAUGUCAGUUUUGUGCCCAUCAACAGCUGCCUGUGCUCUGUUCUAUGCAGAACGAGCUCUUUCAGCUGAUGGGAAAGCGACUGUUCAGUGACGUCGCUCUUACCAUACUCCUAAGAGCGGACAACGUCUACCAUGUUAAUGUUCGUGACUUGGACACGGGCAAAGUGCUCGGCUGUUUGCUGGUCAACGAGGCGGGCAUCAAACAGGCCAACUCUCUUGGUAUUUUUCAAGAGAUCUUGACCUUCUGUGUGAUUGAUGUGCGCAGCUCGAUGAGCACGCGAGACGCCAUCUUUGGUGGCAUCAACUUUGAGUUUGUACGCGAUCAACGACUGCACGGGGGGCAUAGUGCGCAGCGAAAGCAACUCUUUAAGGAAAUGCAUUGUCCCAUUAGCAGUGUGAGAGCGGAUCAAGCUGUAGCAAGGGCGCCACAUCGUUGCAGUUCCUUCCAACAUCAACGUGAAAAAAAGAGCAAGUCCAAGUUGAGUAUCUCGCAGGCCUUGCUGCAAAUUGGCACCAUCGACAAGAGUCUUGUGCUCUCCGAUGACGAAGCUAAUUACCCCGUGAGUGGUAUCGAAAUUGUCUCCAUGAUGGAGUCAAGUCCGCCCUGUAGUGAAAUGGAUACAGCACAUAGCUCCGUCUCUGUUCAGCGCACGCAAAAACUCGCCAAAUUUUAAAGUGUUUCUUUUUAUUUGCUUACUUGUUUUAAUAAAAGAGAAUGCCGCCUUUUAACACUGCAGUGUGCGAAGAGAUCAGCUGCAGUUUGU
Messenger RNA from Drosophila albomicans, 1848 nucleotides. RefSeq lists its product as uncharacterized. Lineage: Eukaryota; Metazoa; Arthropoda; Insecta; Diptera; Drosophilidae. The transcript is spliced from 2 exons. The coding region runs from base 217 to 1758 and encodes 513 amino acids. The record is from RefSeq and is a predicted model, not a curated record.